Molecule: messenger RNA, 514 nt
Organism: Spirometra erinaceieuropaei
Lineage: Eukaryota; Metazoa; Platyhelminthes; Cestoda; Diphyllobothriidea; Diphyllobothriidae
Source: the annotation of a GenBank genome assembly
AUGGUCGAGUAUAACAUGCCAACCUACACUUUGCGUGAGUUCAAAGUUACAGACACGCGAGCUGGUGUUUCAAGGACCGUUCGUCAGUUCCAGUAUACUGAGUGGCCCGAAAUGGGCAUGCCGGACAACUGCGAGGCCUUCACGAACUUUAUCACGCAGAUCCACAAGACAAAGGACCAGUUUGGCCAAGACGGACCCAUUACAGUUCACUGCAGGUUGGUUCUUGGGGCCCUUUGGCCAAAUAUGGUCGAGAUUUUUUUUUAAAUAAAACAAGCGUACACAUUUAUGAAAAAUGGAUUUGUGUUUUAGUUGUGGUUCGGGUCGCACGGGUGUAUUUGUCCUGCUGUCCAUUGUACUGGAGAGACUGCGCAACGAGGGUCUUGUGGACAUUCUUCAGACAGUCCGGCUCCUUCGAACGCAACGGAUUCAUAUGAUCCAGUCGCCAGAACAAUUGCAAUUUUGUUAUAAGGCGGUUCUAGAUUACAUAUCCUCAUUCAACACAUGCGUUCGAUGA